Molecule: messenger RNA, 715 nt
Organism: Coccinella septempunctata (seven-spotted ladybird)
Lineage: Eukaryota; Metazoa; Arthropoda; Insecta; Coleoptera; Coccinellidae
Gene: Rpb7
Product: DNA-directed RNA polymerase II subunit RPB7
Exons: 6
Coding region: 119-640 (173 amino acids)
Biological process (GO): positive regulation of nuclear-transcribed mRNA poly(A) tail shortening; positive regulation of translational initiation; transcription initiation at RNA polymerase II promoter
Cellular component (GO): RNA polymerase II, core complex; P-body
Molecular function (GO): single-stranded RNA binding; translation initiation factor binding; single-stranded DNA binding
Source: RefSeq, a predicted model, not a curated record
CUAGAAACAUUGGAAAUCCAAAAAUCCACCCUAACCUACAAAGGUGUUGAGGACUCAAAAAAUUCAAAUUUGAUGCUGGUUUAAAAUUAAAAAAAGAAAUAGAAAUUGCUCAAGGAAAAUGUUCUUUCAUAUAUCAUUGGAGCAUGAAAUACUCCUGCAUCCUCAAUAUUUUGGACCCCAGUUAUUGGAAAUGGUAAAAACUAGACUUUACACUGAAGUGGAAGGAACUUGUACAGGAAAAUAUGGUUUUGUUAUAGCAGUAACAACAAUAGAUAGCAUUGGAGCAGGUCUUAUUCUUCCUGGAAAAGGUUUUGUUGUGUAUCCUGUUAAAUAUAAAGCUAUCGUCUUUAGGCCGUUUAAAGGGGAAGUUUUAGAUGCUGUUGUUCGACAAGUCAACAAAGUUGGAAUGUUUGCUGAAAUCGGGCCCUUGUCUUGUUUCAUAUCCCAUCAUUCCAUACCUGCCGAAAUGGAGUUCUGUCCUAAUAUGAAUCCACCAUGUUACAAAACGAAGGAUGAAGAUAUUGUUAUUGCAGCUGAAGGUGAAAUUCGACUGAAAAUUGUAGGAACUAGGGUGGAUGCAUCUGGUAUUUUUGCGAUAGGAACACUUAUGGAUGACUACCUAGGAUUAGUGACAAAUUGAUUGUUUUAGUUUAAUAAUACCUUUUUACAUUGUGAAUCAGAAUGAAUUAAGUAAAUUAUUAUUUUUUUUACUUUU